AUGCGCUUUGCCCCUGCUUCACCGUCUCACAAUCGACCGUGGGCCUUGCGCUCGUGGCUACUUACCCCGUUGAAUCUACUCAACAACACUUACGAGCACAAGAAGCAACUAGCAGAUCUUAUCUCCUUGGGUAUGUCAACUCACGGCAUCUACACUAGUCGCCUGAGAUCCGCACGCAUCAACAGGGCUUCACGAAGCCGUGGUCGGAGUCCCGACCUUGACAACAUGAUGUUUCAAGGCGAUCAUCUAUGGGAUCAAAGAGUUGCAGGUCCCGAGCGACAAAGUCUUCUGGCGCGACUUCCCACUAAGCGACGACGCACCAUAUGUGACGACGACGACGAAGACGACAUCGAGAUAGUCGAGAAGCCGGGAUAUCGGAAGAAAGCCAUUGACCUGACCACUCCAUUCACAGAACAUGUGGAGACCCCUAGCGGUGAUGGUGAAGGGCCUUUGUUCGCGGUCAUCACCAUCAAGACCAGAGGUGGUCGCGUCAUCAGGACUUUGGAGGAUGUGACAGUGGUUCGCCAAAUUUCCCAAUACGCCAAGAAGCUUGACAAGACAACGAGCCGGCGUGUUGAGAUCAUCGACGACUGCCAGCGCGACGAAGAGACGGUGUUGCAGAUGCUGGAAUUCUGUCACUCAGGGUCAUUGCCAUCCCUCACCACUGGACGAUCACACUUGCUCUCGAGUCAGCUUCGCGAGAGGGUCAAGCUCUACGAUCUUAGUCUCGCACUAGGCGUGCCAGGUCUGGAGACUGCGGUCAUUGCCCAGAUCCGCGGCUGCAGUGGGAUGGAUGCCGAAAUCUCUGCAGACUUCGCUCGCUACUGCUACUUGCCAAGUCAUGACCAUGUGAAUCCGCAGUGUACGCUUGGAGUACUCGUGAAGCAACUUCUGCGCACACACCUCACGGCCAUGGGCCAAAGUGGUGCCGCGAACUUAAUUCAGGAAGAAGGUGGCCCUCUUGCGGGCCAGCUUCACAGCAUACUCAUGGAGAAAUACCUGGCAUCUGGAAUGGAGGGCUCGGGCGAAGUCGAGCAAGGACAUCACGAAGCAAGGACUCAAUCGGGCGGAUACUCAGAGGAGCUCCAAGAAGACCAAAAGCAUGUAUUUUCUUUGAAGAGUGACGGUCUCGAUUUCAACGCCGCUGGCACGGCAGAAGUCAGACCCGAUCCUACCAAGUGGACGAAAAUGAAACCCUUCUUCACUGGUCCUCAAGAAAAGCCUCCGAAAGAGGCCCCUGCUCCUUACGCACCACUAGCUCAGCCUCAGCCUCCUCGUCGACCCCCACCAAUGAACCGUGCGGCCAGUGCGGGUCUCCAGGUUACGCUCCAAAACAACAUGGUAUCCCUCGCAGAGAUGCAGGAGCGUGUCAAUGCCGACCCGAGUAAGCACGCCUACCUCCCUCCCAUGCCUGCUCCACCACUCAAGACAAUACCACGGACCAUGAGAAAAGCUAACCCAACUGCCGUACCACAGACAGAACCCAUUGAGCCCAUUGCAAACGCUGAGCGUCCCGUGAUGACGCCACGAGCGGCCACAACACCUCCAGCGGGCGCAGCGUCGACGCCGAUAAAACGAAAGCCGGUUCCGAAGGCUACGCCCGGCGCUGCAGCGGCGGCGGCUGCUGCGAUGUAUCCCGGGUCCAAGAUGCAGCGUAGCAAGACGUAUGAUGCGACCACGAGUGUGCCCGACCAUGAAACUAGUGAGCUUCACGCAGCGCCUACGUCCCAACAACCUGUUACACUACCCACGCAGCAGGACUCGCAUCCCCCACCGGAGAUGGAACCUGAGACUAUGCCACGUCGACCCAAUCUCUCACGCUCAGCAUUCUCCAAGCCGAUGGUACGAAACCGCAAGGAUGUCAGGGAUUCUUUCGUACCGCCUCGUGCUUUCUAUGGCCCAGCCUCGAAGGUGAGACCAUCUCGUCCCAGUGGGAAGAGCCUACCUCCUUCUCAGGCGAUUCGCGUUCAGACCCCUACCUUGCUAUAUGAGUUUAGCGUGGGUCUGGGCUCGCAAGCUCGGAGCGACACCACCUUCGAGCGACAUGCGCGGUCUGAGAAGGAGAUAGGGAAGAGCACCGAUACUAGAGACUGUCUCGUGGCCGCUGCCACCACUUCUGUAGUGCCUCGACGGUAUGGAUGUAAGACAGAGGGCCAUUUCGCAUCCUCAGCAUCUCGCAAGCGUGCGGGUAAAUCCUCUCACGACCAGGAUAUGUUUGCUGUCGGGGCGGCGGAUUUCCCGGCACGCUUGCGAGAUGCUGAGGAUGCGAAAUGGCCCUGGCAGAUGUUACCAUCAAACCACCUCCUGUAG
Fulvia fulva is the source of this 2310-nucleotide messenger RNA. RefSeq lists its product as uncharacterized. Bases 1 to 2310 code for a protein of 769 amino acids. The transcript has 4 exons. NCBI's taxonomy places the organism in Eukaryota, Fungi, Ascomycota, Dothideomycetes, Mycosphaerellales, Mycosphaerellaceae. The record is from RefSeq and is a predicted model, not a curated record.